Molecule: messenger RNA, 225 nt
Organism: [Torrubiella] hemipterigena
Lineage: Eukaryota; Fungi; Ascomycota; Sordariomycetes; Hypocreales; Clavicipitaceae
Source: the annotation of a GenBank genome assembly
AUGAAUAACAAUCAGCCCGAGAAUGAGAACAUCCAAAGCUACUACAACGAGGCCAUCACCAACCACUACGCCCGUCUCUGUCACGAGGCCAGUGUCCAGGGACGAGGCUACGCCUUCCAUUACGAUGAUGUUAGCUCUACCAACGGCGUGGACCAAUCUGGUUUUGUCAAUGAUGGCCAGCCAGCUGAGCUGACCAUCUGGGUCGGCUCUCCACUUGAAGGUUAA